Pollicipes pollicipes is the source of this 1727-nucleotide messenger RNA. RefSeq lists its product as uncharacterized. The record is from RefSeq and is a predicted model, not a curated record. The transcript is spliced from 5 exons. Lineage: Eukaryota; Metazoa; Arthropoda; Thecostraca; Pollicipedomorpha; Pollicipedidae. Bases 153 to 1727 code for a protein of 524 amino acids.
UUCAGAGGCCGGUCUUGCCGCCAGAUUAGGUCACGGGCGCGCCCUGAGACGGGCUGGUCACGGUGCCGAGUGGUUAGGAAGCCGGCCGUAAGGCGGCAGUCAUAGUCGGACGUGACGUGAAACUUGGCGUCCGACCGACGGGGCCACUCCUGAUGACGCCCCAGCUGGGGCAGGUGGACGCGGACGAGCAGGAGAAGGAGGAGGAUCAGGGAGAUGUCAACCCCUACCAGUCUGCGGCCGAUGCGAAGGCCAAGGUCAUACAGCUCCGGGACCGGGCGCUGGACCACUGGCACAAAGAUGAAUGGGAGUGCAUUAUGAACAUGUACACCAACGAGGGCUUCUUCGACACGCUGCUGUGUUGGAUCCGGCCCACGCGCGACUUUCUGUCGUUCCUGCACGCCGAGCUGCGGCGACUGCAGGUCACCCGCAUUGUCAGCGUCGGCUGUGGCUGCGGCUUCCUCGAGUGGCUCAUCAAGCGGGCCUGCAGCGGUAUCGAGGUGGUCGGGUACGAAGUGGACCGCGCCUGGUGGCAGGGCCGCUACGGCGUCAAGCCCUUCAUCGAGCACAUCUACAUCGACGAGGUGAAGACGCGCCACGUGCCGGAGGGUUCGGUACUCAUGACGUGCUACUUCCACAGCUGGGAGGGAUGGCGCCAGUACCUGGCCGAGUUCCGCGGCGACGUCGUCAUCGUCAUCGGGCCGCACACCAAUGACCACCUGACGUUCCCCGAGCCGCGCCACCUGCUGACUGACCCGCGCUUCGUGCUCGAGAGUCAGCGCGAGAUCGACGGCGGCGACAUAGUGGUGGUGAUGCGCCGCGACCCGGAGAUCUGGCCGGUGCCGCCACCGCCGCCCGUGCCGGCCAGCGGCCCCGAGCCGCUGCCCAGCGUCAAGCCGCCCGACGACAAGGCCGAGCAGGCCAAGCGAUACAGUGAGAUGCGCCGCUCGUUCGUCAUGGACCGCAUCUGCAACGCCAAGCAGCAUCCGAAGACGGCGCCGCCUGACCCGACCGUUCGCCAGGGCCCGGCGCUGCAGAGCACCUACAAGACGCGCAAGCCGUCGCUGGCCUUCAGCCUCGGCAGCUUCAGCGUGGCGUCGCGGCUGAAGUCGAUGGGCGGCAGUGAGCCGGCCGGCGGCAUGAAGCGCUCUGUCUCGGCCAGCGCGCGCCUCGAGACGGUCGGCCUCAGCUCCGAGUCGAAGCCGCGCCGUAAGCGCUCGAGCCGCUCGGUGCCCUCGCUGGCGCCACUCUCCGAGCGCACAGAGGACGAGCAGGUGUGGCAGCGCUGCGAGAACGAGCAGCGGCGACCGAGCGCUGAGCAGGGACAGCUGGACAGCGAGAUGGGCCGGGGACGGCGCGGCUCCAACCUCAGGGAGUCGAGCGACCAGCACCGGCGAAACUCAUUGCGCAGGGACAGCGGCGCGAGCAGCAGGCACGAGGAGAACGGGCAGAGCGCGGAGCAGACGCUACGCCGACGAAACUCCGCUCACAAAGCCAUCCGCCAGCAGCCCAAACGCGAGCAGGACGAACCGAACAGAGAACACGCCCGGAGGCCGGACGCUCAGUCGGAGCUGCGCGCGACCAAGCAUGAGCCACGCCGUAGCCGGGCCGCCGCCGCUCGGCCGUCGUCGCCGCCGCUUGUGACCGUCACGGACCUGAGCAGCGAGCGCCGACGUAGCCUGCGCGGCCCUGGCUGGCCCCUGAGACCGGACGGCUCGCCCUCCCGGUGA